AUGCCACAAAGAUCCAUCUCCAAGUGUGAGCAUACGUCUAUCUGUCUGUCCUCUUCUCCUCAUGCUGCCAUAGCAGGUUUCAGAAGACAAGGUCAACGGCAACGUCUCGCCGCCGUCAAAGCAGACAACCGAGGCUUCCCACGAGAAGACAAACACUUCCUUGAAGAAGACGAGAGGGCUUUCCCCGCCCCAUUGUUGCUGCCUGGUGAUGAUCUUGCCGGAGAUCCGGAAGACCCUCAGAGUUUUCAAGAAUGGCUUGAUGAAGAACACCGCAAUCCAAUGUUGACUUCAUGCGGACAUGGACGACACCAAGAUGUUCGAAACCAUGAGAUUCCCACAAAGCCUCCAAGUACGAAGGACGUCCAGGACUAUCUGUCUGGUUUCUAUCACGGUCUUCCUGUUAAGAUGAUGCCGCCAUCUACACUGCGGUUUAUUCCAUGGGAAGAAGCCAAAAGGAAACCUCGAAAAAAGACAGGUCCACAAUACCUGGGGUUACAAUCCGGCGAUGAAUGCGUCCGGAUUCGCUCGCGUACCAUGUCCAACGCGGUCUAUGGGGGCCAAGUCAAUCUAGAUGAUCUUCUCGAUGUCGCCAUUAGCAUUUUACCAAAGGACGCAUAUGCCCUCUUGAUACUUGUAGACUUCGAUCUAUACGAGGACGACGAAGACGAGUUUGUAUGUGGUCGUGCAUACGGAGGAAGUCGCGUUGCAGUGGUAUCCAGUGCAAGAUACAAUCCCAAGUUGGAUACGACCCAAAAUGUCGAGCGUCUGCACGCAUGGCCCGCGUCGCAUUGUGAGAAGUACAUAUCUGCAUGUGCUUCCACAGAACCAAGUGCGAAAAGACAGAAAAGAUCUCAGGUCAAUAGCCGAGAAUCGCAAAAUUCGACUUUGGGGCUAAAUGGUCCUGUGAAAGAUGCAGUAUCGGUCUACCGCUCCCUGCCAGAGGUGCAUUCAUCGUCCUCGUUACUGUCGGCGCUCUGGUUGGGUCGUGUUUGUCGGACGGCGAGUCAUGAGCUGGGUCACUGCUUUGGUAUUGCCCAUUGCGUGUACUACGCGUGCUCGAUGCAAGGCACUGCUUCUAUCUGCGAGGACGCAAGACAGCCGCCUUAUCUCUGUCCAGUUGGUCUGGCGAAGGUUCUUUGUGCCACUUCUACGUCUGCGUCUCGGCGAUAUCGGGCUCUUCUGGCUUUUUGUGAACGGCCGGGAAAUAGUGAUACACAUUUCUUUGGCCCGUUUGCUACUUGGAUGCGAAGUAGGCUAGGGCAGAUCAACGACUCGACUUGA
Molecule: messenger RNA, 1281 nt
Organism: Penicillium mononematosum
Lineage: Eukaryota; Fungi; Ascomycota; Eurotiomycetes; Eurotiales; Aspergillaceae
Exons: 2
Coding region: 1-1281 (426 amino acids)
Biological process (GO): proteolysis
Molecular function (GO): metallopeptidase activity
Source: RefSeq, a predicted model, not a curated record